Molecule: messenger RNA, 1669 nt
Organism: Ctenopharyngodon idella (grass carp)
Lineage: Eukaryota; Metazoa; Chordata; Actinopteri; Cypriniformes; Xenocyprididae
Gene: tspan34b
Product: tetraspanin 34b
Exons: 8
Coding region: 281-1015 (244 amino acids)
Cellular component (GO): membrane
Source: RefSeq, a predicted model, not a curated record
UGUUGUUCAGGUGCCUCAGAGGAGUCUUUACCAUCUCCGUAACUACAGAUGCGUUACACCCAUUCUCUGCCUCUCCAGAGAGAAAGCAAGGGAGGAGUGGUGUCACUCCCACCUGUUCACUCCUUUCCGUGAAAACCAUCUUCACAUGAGAGACAGAGAGAAAACAAGAGACGCAGGUAACGGCUCUUCACCGAUCUGACAGUCAGUCACUCACUCAGGGAUUUACAGAAUCUACAAAACUCACACAUUUCAUUAAAGGUGUCAUAUCCGUCCAAUCAAAAUGGGCUGCUUUGGAUUUUUGAAAACGAUGAUGUUUAUCUUCAAUGGGAUCAUCUUUCUGGCAGGAGCAGCUAUUCUAGGUGUGGGGAUCUGGGUGAAGGUGGACAGUGGAUCUAUCCUGGGUUUUCUGCAGAAUAUACCAGGAGCUUCACUUCAGCUGGGACAGGUCUUGAACGUGGGAUACCUCCUGAUCGCGGUGGGCGCUGUGCUGGUCAUCCUGGGCUUCCUGGGCUGCUGUGGAGCGGUCAGAGAGAGCAGGUGUAUGCUGCUGCUGUUCUUCAUCAUUAUUUUGAUAGUCUUCAUUGCUGAAGUCGCUGGAGCGAUUGUGCUUCUGGUCUUUAAGCCUCUGGCAGAAAACCUUAUAAAGCAAUUGGGAGAUGAAGUUGUGAAAAGCAUCAGAAAAGAAUAUGGGAAAAACGCAGAUCUUACUGGACUAUGGAACACGACUAUGACAGGGCUGAAUUGCUGUGGAUUCAACAACUAUACAGAUUUCACAAAUUCUUACUUUGUGAACGAAACCAAGAAUUACCCAUUUCAGUGCUGUACUGUAGCUCCCUGCAGUGAGGCCACAGUUAUGAAUUCGACUAUAUUAGGUUGUUUCCCAAAACUGAAGACGCGGGUAGAUGAGAAUGCAGUUAUCAUCAUAGCUGUAGCAUUGGGCAUCGCUGCUCUUGAGCUUGCGGCGAUGAUUGUGUCCAUGACCCUGUAUUGUAAAAUAGGGUCUAAAGUUGAUUAAUGUCUCACUUUAACUUAAAUAUCUCUCUGAUGACUCCUCUGUUACUGAGGAUGAAGUGGAUCAUCUAUCUAAACAAGAUCACUGUGACUUCUUCAACCAUUUUCAAAUGUAUCAAACAGUUUGACUUUUCAAGUCUUUGUGGAUAUGAAUGUAAAGUAAAUUCAGACAGUUAAGCCUAAAAUUUGAGAGUUUUGAAAGAUCCCAUUUUUACUAUAGUUGUGUUAAAAUAAGCUAUCUUAGCUGUUUUAAUGCUUACAUAUAUAUAUAUAUAUAUAUAUAUUUUUUUUUUUUUUUUUUUUUUUUUUUUUUUUUUUUACUUUGCCUAUGCAAUGUUUUCUUAUUUAAAAACAAAAUGCUUUGUUUAAUCGCAUAACACCCAUGGCAUUAUUUUGUAAUUAUGAACACACUGAAAGAUUUUCCUACUGUCGUUAUAUGUGCAAUGACCAAAAAAAAAAAGGCCAAAUGUUUUCUAUCAAAUGUUGCUGAUUGUAAUUUAUUGUAAACUUUUUACAAACCAUUUCAAAUGUGCCUGUUCAUAAUAAAGCACAAUGUUUUAUCUUUAAAGUCUGUGUAUAGACUUUAAAAAAUGGAUUAUAUCUAAAAUAUUCAUGUAAAAUGUUUAUUUUGAAAAUAAUUAUAAAGGCAAUAUUUUGA